This is a messenger RNA of Papilio machaon (common yellow swallowtail), 343 nucleotides long. RefSeq names its product cytochrome b-c1 complex subunit 9 (gene ox). Bases 82 to 261 code for a protein of 59 amino acids. Lineage: Eukaryota; Metazoa; Arthropoda; Insecta; Lepidoptera; Papilionidae. Gene Ontology annotation, biological process: mitochondrial electron transport, ubiquinol to cytochrome c. The record is from RefSeq and is a predicted model, not a curated record. The transcript is spliced from 2 exons.
CCAGAUUUUUUUUGACUUUGACGUUUGAUUCGAUCGCCAUCAAUCCAUCCAUCCGCGAAAAUUUAUUCAGAUCUUAGCAAAAUGUCUCUGUGGUCGGCUUUGAAUCGCAAUGUAUUUAAGCGAACUUCUACGUUCGCUUUGGUUGUAGCUGGUGGAACUUUUUUCUUCGAAAGGACCUUUGAGGUCAUCUCCGUUGGUAUCUUUGAAAGUAUCAACAAAGGGAAACUGUGGAAGGACAUCAAACACAAGUAUGAAGAAUAAAGUAUAACAAAAACAACCAUCUUUAUUAUAAUUUAUUAGAAUAAUUGUUACAACUUUCAUUAAAGUAUGUUAAAUAAGUAAA